CCCACACACACACUCACUCUCAAAGAGAUGAUAAGCGACUAUCAAUCUUCUUCGUCCUCUCCGAAGGAGCAGAGGCUGACCAAGCCCUCGAUGUGCCUCUCGGGCUGCUUCUCCACCAGCGUCCACCACGAGGUCCUCGGGGGCGACGACAGCGACAGGAUUCGCACGCCUCGAUCACCGUAUGCGUGGCUGAAAUUGACGGCGCACGAGCUGCCGGAGAUCCGCGACCGCUGCCGGAACCUGAUCUCGCGGCUUGGACGGAGCCGGAGGAACCACCACCAACGUAACUCCUCGGACUUCAGCUACGACCUGUCGAGCUACGCGCUCAAUUUCGAGGACGAGUACAGCCGAGACGACGAGUCGUUUCCGCUCAGGAAUUUCUCGUCCAGGCUUCCGGUGUCGCCGCCGCCGUCGUCUGCGAAGUACGUGUCUGAUUCCGCCGCCGUGCGAAGGGAAAUUGUUGCCUUUAGCUAAAGACUGGAGCGUUCUGGAAUUGAGCGGCUGCUAUAUACGAAGGAGAAUUUAACUAGUAUUAUUGUUGAAUUGUCUUCUUUUUGAGUUGAUUAAAUUAGUGAAUGUACAGAAAUUCAAGUGUAAUUUUUACAUUUUUAGGGAAAUCUUAGUCUGUUUGGCAUUAAGUUAA
Messenger RNA from Morus notabilis, 643 nucleotides. RefSeq lists its product as uncharacterized. The transcript has a single exon. The record is from RefSeq and is a predicted model, not a curated record. The coding region runs from base 28 to 474 and encodes 148 amino acids. NCBI's taxonomy places the organism in Eukaryota, Viridiplantae, Streptophyta, Magnoliopsida, Rosales, Moraceae.